Messenger RNA from Penicillium verhagenii, 924 nucleotides. RefSeq lists its product as uncharacterized. The coding region runs from base 1 to 924 and encodes 307 amino acids. Gene Ontology annotation, cellular component: mitochondrion. The transcript is spliced from 2 exons. The record is from RefSeq and is a predicted model, not a curated record. Lineage: Eukaryota; Fungi; Ascomycota; Eurotiomycetes; Eurotiales; Aspergillaceae.
AUGACUCAAACACUCCAAGAUAAAGCCAUGCCACUGGGUAUUCAACGAAGCCAGAGCCGGCUUGGAGAGCUUAUGCUAGCCGACUCGCUUGUUGCUGCAGGUUCAGCAGCCCUUAUAACACCCGCCGUGAUGAUCUUCGACCGCCUGGUCGUCGAAAAAUCCUUUUACAACCAACCUCUUCUCCCCGCAUUUCGCAAGCACUUGUGGUUUUCCAUCACACAGCCCGCCACAUUCUUAACAUCACGCCCCAGUCUCCUGGUCUGGUCCCUCUAUACCGCUACAUUUGCUACAGCCAACAUGUCCGAGACUAUCUUGAACAAAGUCUACCCCAAGAUCGACCACGCGAUUGCGGGUAUGACCACUUUUGCAUCAACCUUCUUCGUCAACUCCUCCGUGGGAAUCUGGAAAGAUGUCAAAUUUGCCCAGCUUUUCGGCCACAACAUUAUAAAAAAUACCCCGACUUCAUCAUCCACAACAGCUACUAGUGGCUCCCCCGCCUCACCUCCAAAAAUCGCUCGCUCCAUCGGCCGAACCAGAAUUCCCUUGGCCACAUACUCGGCCUUCCUUCUACGAGAUGGCCUUACUAUCUUUGGAUCCUUCAGUCUACCCGCCAUGGUCUCCUCGAAUAUUCCGGAUUCAAUCGCUUCACAGGAGUACCUGAAAAUCUUGAUCGCGCAACUCGCCAUCCCCGCCUCUAUCCAACUCAUCAGCACUCCCAUUCAUCUGUUUGGGUUGGAUCUUUAUAAUAGACCCCAAGUUUUACCGACUAAAGACCGAAUCUCGCGCAUCAGCCGCGACUGGAUAGGUGCUUCAUUACUUCGCAUGUGUCGAAUUAUCCCCGCCUUUGGAAUCGGUGGGUUCCUCAAUACGGAAGGCCGUUUGUAUCUACACGACCAGCUAGAUGAACGACGCAAGCCUUCUUGA